Messenger RNA from Eriocheir sinensis (Chinese mitten crab), 3389 nucleotides. It is a transcript of the gene Cdc45, whose product is annotated as cell division control protein 45 homolog. Gene Ontology annotation, molecular function: DNA replication origin binding; chromatin binding; single-stranded DNA binding. Bases 105 to 1823 code for a protein of 572 amino acids. Lineage: Eukaryota; Metazoa; Arthropoda; Malacostraca; Decapoda; Varunidae. Gene Ontology annotation, biological process: mitotic DNA replication preinitiation complex assembly; double-strand break repair via break-induced replication; DNA replication initiation. Gene Ontology annotation, cellular component: DNA replication preinitiation complex. The record is from RefSeq and is a predicted model, not a curated record. The transcript has 13 exons.
AAGAGAAGUUAAACGAAGCAAAGGACCGUAAAAUUGGGAGACGUCAAUGUCCAUCACCAAGACCAAGACCAAGAGGAGACAGUUGGCGCCAAAAAGGUGACAUUAUGUGGGUGACAGACCUUAAAGGGGAGUUUUAUAACCUUCUCAACCGCCAGUCUCCCACUCGCAUCUUGGUGUUGGUUCACUAUGACCUUGACGGGAUCUGCGCCUCCAAGAUCCUGCAGGUGCUGUGCCGCUCCGACCACAUCCUAUACACAGUUGUUCCGGUUCAGACAGCCUCAGAGCUGGUCGAGGCUUUCCAGCAACACGCAGAACAGAUGAAGUAUGUGCUGCUGGUGAACUGUGGCGGCUGUCUGGACUUGGUGGAGGUGCUGCAGCCGCCCCCAGAGAUGGUGUUCUUCGUAGCCGACAACCACCGCCCGCUCCACGUGUGCAAUAUCUACAGCUCCAGCCAGGUCCGGGUGCUGACACAGUUGGAGGAUGAAGAGGAGGUCCCGGCCUUUGACGAUGUGUUCCGGGUUGAUGAGAGUGAUGAGGAUGACAGCGACGAUGGAGGGGGAGGGAGCAGCGACGAGGAGGAGGGGGGGCGGAGUAAGAGGCGGAGGCUGAACGAGGAGAUGCUGGAGAAGAGGCACCAGCGGAGAUUGUGGGAACAGCAGCGACACAAGCUUCUCUUCGACUACACACAGUUCUCCUACUACGGGAAAUCUACAGCGCUCCUGAUGUUCGAGUUGGCGUGGAAACUCUCGAAGGACACCAAUGAACUCCUCUGGCUUGCCAUCGUUGGAGUGACGGAGAUGAUGCUGCACGAGAAAUCCGAGCAGGCCAAGUACCUCCUGACCUCCGCCACGCUGCAGACCCACGUGUCCCGCCUCAACCCCAAGACGGCUGGGGAGAAGACGCGCCUCCCCUCAGAACGCCUGCAGAUCACCUUCGAAUCUGACCUCUCUCUGGUCCUGUACCGCCACUGGACGCUUCUGGAUAGCAUGCGGCACUCGGUCCACCUGGCCAUGGCCCUGCGCCUUUGGACUCGCAAGGGGGAGAACAGACUACAUGAGCUGCUAGUGGACAUGGGCCUCCCUCUCGUCCAGUGCCGGCAGCUCUUCUUCGGGAUGGACGCCGAGUACCGUAAGAACCUCCACAAGAUGCUCAAGGAGAAGGAGGAGAAGUAUGACCUCGAGCAGCUCUUCUACAUGACCUUCACCGCCACCAUGGGCUUCCGCAGCAAGAUGUGUUCCGCCGACUAUGUUCACUCCGCUGCUUCUCUGAUGGAGCGUCUGGACCCUGAGGAACCGCCAGCUACGGGUUUUCUGAUUGCCUCGGAUGCCCUGGACCUAAGUAAGCCGGAUGUGCUCACUCGCGGGAUUGACUUUCGGAAGCUGCAGUUACGCGCGAUCUACCAGCAGGUCCACGCCUUCCUCGCCAUGAACCAGGUGAUCUGUGCCGGCCCCUUCCUCUACGCCACUGUGCUGCAGGGAACGCCAGAUGCCAAGUUCUUCGCAGCUCCGCACAGCCUCAACCUGCUGGCCACCUACACUCUGAGGGCCCACGUGACAGUCUCCCGCAGCCGCAAGUGUCAUGCCCUGCCCCUCAUCCUCACCUCCCCCGACGUGAGGUUCCCCGACCGAGACUACUGCCUGGUGUGCGGAAUUCCCCCCUUCUCGGAAACGUCGAAGAGGAAUCUCCUGGGGAAGGCAUUUGAGCAAGCAGCUGAGAAGACCGGCGCUCGGGCAGACCUGGACUUUUUCGACACAAAUGUGAUUGGCCUGUGUGUGGAGGACCGGAGCAAGUUCUUUGACGCCCUCAUCUCCCUGCUCAGCUGAGGCCGGAGGAGCCGCAGCCAAGGUGUGGAGGAAAGGUUGAUCUUUUGUACCAAAGGGAAGGGUCUUUUUUUUAUCUAAAGAUCUCAAUAUAUGAUUUUUUUUUUCAUGUUUACAUUAAAGCUAAAAUGAAUUGUUUUGUUUUUCAUUAUUCUUUUUGAGGAGUUAUUGUCAACUGUCUUGCCAGAAAAUAAAGUGAUCAUUUCCAUAAUGGCGUUGCAGUCACAAAGACUCUGCUGUGAAGUCCCAUCCCAUCACAGUUGUGCCAGCGCUGCACCAGCCCCGGGCAGGCAGGUACAGUACAGCAUGGGGUGUGGCGGCUGUCCUGCCACUGUGCUACAUAGCACUCACAGGGGGCUGGUUGGCUUGGGUUUCCCUUGUCCGACUGAGCUGAAGGUAGUAGGACAGGCGCUCCAUCAACAUUCUGUUUUCCUCUCGGAGGCGAUUCUGUUCCUGAAGGAGGUCUUCAAAACUUCUGUUGAGAUCACUUUCCCGGAAGUGAGUUCUUCUUGCCCUGGCCAACCUCCUGUCAAUGAUUGAUGAAAGUCCCUCCUGGCCGGCACGUGACCCAGCAGCGUCUGCAGCUGCCCAGAGCUGGUUGGGGUGAACAUUCACCCUCACCACCCUGGGGCUGCUGCUGCCGCUGCCAUUAACAGCUGGGGUGCUCGAGUCCAGUCGUGGCCUCUUGCUUUCCUGGUCAGCACCGUCCCUGGCCUCGGGGCUUAGCGGCCGCCUACGGGUUGAGUCGACAGAGCUGCCUGCCUGAGCAGCCAAGGCCUCAGUGCUGACAAGCUUGUUUGUGGCGGCCCUGAUGGUGGACGGAGCCACGACCUCUUUGGGUCCCAUCGUGAUGGUUGGCAAGUAGGAACCGAUUACUACUGAGGCCGCAAAUGACGACACCCGGCCCAGGUCACAGCUCACACUGGGGGCAAAGGCCCCAUGGCCCCGGCCACUGCCUGGCACCCUCACCAAGGAGCGUGGCACACCCUUGUGUAUGAAAUCUGCAACCAUUAUGGGGAAGGGAGGAUGAGUACCACCCCAGCAGUAUUAAAAGAAGAGUGGUUUCAAGAACCCACCAGGGAACAACCCCAGCAGUGUGAAAAGUAGUUUCAAGAACCCACUGGGGAAUGCCCCCAGCAGUGUGAAAAGUGGUUUCAAGAACCCACCGGGGAACAACCCCAGCAGUGUGAAAAGAAAAGUGGUUUCAAGAACCCACCAGGGAACAACCCCAACAGUGUGAAAAGAAGUGGUUUCAAGAACCCACUGGGGAACAACCCCAGCAGUGUGAAAAGAAAAGUGGUUUCAAGAACCCACUGGGGAACAACCCCAGCAGUGUGAAAAGAAAAGUGGUUUCAAGAACCCACUGGGGAACAACCCCAGCAGUGUGAAAAGUGGUUUCAAGAGCCCACCGGGGAACAACCCCAGCAGUGUGAAAAGAAGUGGUUUCAAGAACCCACCAGGGAACAACCCCAGCAGUGUGAAAAGUGGUUUCAAGAACCCACUGGGGAACAACCCCAACAGUGAAAAGAAGUGGUUUCAAGAACCCACCGGGGAACAACCCCAGCAGUG